UAACAACCGUAAAAAGCGCAAAUACGACUCAGAGAGUUGCGGCCAGCCAGAGCCAGCGGAAGCUUAACAUCCGGAUAAUAUUGCCAGGCAGCUCAGUUGUUGUUGUUCUGCUGCCUCGCCUGCUUCUGCUUCUUCUUCGUCGUCGCCUGCUUCUUCAUCGGUCUUCGUUUCGGUGGCAAAGCCUGUUGCUCAAGCCUCUCUCCUUCUGCCUCUGCUUCUCCUCCUUCCCGUUCCGUCCCAUCUCCUCCGCCUCUGCCACCGCCUCCGUCCGCUCUUUCCACGAUUCUCUCUCGGCACCGCACCGCCAAAAGGCACGUAAACUGGUUGUUGCUGUGCUGGUUGGCCGUACACUUCGUGGUGCCCGUACUUUUCGGAUCGUAUUCUCAGUGCUGCCUGAGCGCUUGAGCUGCGCGAGUCGCUGGAAUCGGAAAUCGCAUUGGAAUCGGAACUGGAUAUCGGAAAUUGGCCACUCGAACGGAUCUGGACAUGGAGCUGGCCUACAAUGCGUCAUCGUCGGCGGCCUCUGCCGCCGCCUCUGCCUCCGCCUCCUUCGCGUUCACCAAUACCGCCAAGCUACCCAUCGAAACGGUGAAGCGCCUCAUUGCCGCCGUCUCACGACGUCCCAUGUUGUGGCUUCGCAACAACGCCAAUGGCCAGAAGCGCAGCGACAUCACGCCCGUUUGGUUCGAGGUGGGUCAAGAUGUCAAUCUGCCAGCCGACAUCUGCCGCAUCAAGUGGGGCCACCUGAGGGACAACUUUCGCAAGGUGUACAUCCGCAAUAACCUGUCCAAUGAGACGCCCUCCUCGUGGCGCUUCUACAACGACAUGCGGUUCAUGGAGCCGGCCGUUCAUGAGAACAUCAUGCGGCAGACGCGGAGCAGCAGCAAGAAGCAUCCGCCUGGCCAUUGGACGGAGAACAACAAUGUGCUAGGCCCGGACAAGUAUGACUCCAUGCCCAUUGUAGCCACGGAGCCCAUUUGCGAGCUGAGCCACAGCUACGAUUCGGAGCUGCAUCAGCCCAGCUUCUCGGACAUCAGUUCGUUCUUCGAGGAUCGCGAGUGCCAGCCGCCGGAGACCAAGCGGUUCAAGCUGGAACCACAUCAGCGGGAGGAAGAGGAGGAUCAGGAGGAGGAUGACGAUGAUUUUGAUGAGGAUGCUGCCUCGGAGAACUUGGAGGAGGAUCGAGGCAAUCGCACGGAGGCUGCCAAUUCCGGGGUAUUCACCAUAGAGGUGCUGGACGACGAUGAGGAAAUGGAGCAGGCUGUGACCAACAAGGCCAAGGCGCACCGCAGCAGUCACAGCUCCAGCCUAAAGAGCGAGCCGGAGGCCAAGGUGUUCUCCAACUCGCAGUCCCCCUCCUCCGAUCUGCCCUUCAAGUACAUCAGCACGGAUGCGGCCACCAAUACGGAUCCCACGGGUGGCGAUCUCCAGGACGAGGCGGAUCGCAUGUUCCUGCUCAGUCUGAUGCCCUUCUUGCAGAGAUUGGACAACCGUCGGCGGCUGCGCGUGCGCCAAAAGCUGCAGAACGUGCUCAUCGAGGAACUGGAGUUCGGCUGACCGUGUGGAUCUUCAGGAUUUUCGGGGGAAUGUCCGGGGGAGAUGUACUUUAUAAGCCUAGCUUACAGUAUUAUAAGAACGCGACUGACUAACUCUGUGGAUCUGCCUACAUACGUAGCAUGUAAUCAGUAUUCCGGCCUGCCUUCCUUCAUGCAAACACACUUCCAUACAUACCAUUUUACAUUACAAUACCUACAAUCAUACACUUGUACGUUUUAAAUAGACGAUCACGCCAGCAUAA
Messenger RNA from Drosophila subpulchrella, 1798 nucleotides. RefSeq lists its product as uncharacterized. The coding region runs from base 487 to 1557 and encodes 356 amino acids. The transcript is spliced from 2 exons. Gene Ontology annotation, biological process: regulation of transcription by RNA polymerase II. Lineage: Eukaryota; Metazoa; Arthropoda; Insecta; Diptera; Drosophilidae. The record is from RefSeq and is a predicted model, not a curated record. Gene Ontology annotation, cellular component: transcription regulator complex; nucleus. Gene Ontology annotation, molecular function: DNA binding.